AUGGCGUCGACUCAGAGGACGGUCGUGCUGCCGCUGCGGUGCGCGCUGUACGCGGUGGCCGCCGCUGCGCUCCUGUUCGUGCGGCUCUUGCCCGCGCGGGGCGUCGUGGCGUCGAGCGCGUGCGCGUGCGGGGGACACGAUGAGAGAAGGACGUACUCGUACGUCGGCGACGACUUCCCCGCGCAGGCCCCGAUAUCCCUCCCCGCGACGACACACGUCCAGACCUCCGGCGAGCCCGCGCACGCGCUCGACGCCGACGCCGAGUGGGGCGCGCUCUUCCCCUCCACCGACGGCUUCGUCACCCUCCGCCCCCCACCCGCCGCCUCGUCCGCGCUCAGCAACACCACCGCGACCGGCCGGACGUUCCUCGUCUCGGCCGUGCACGAGCUGCACUGCCUCGACGUCUUCCGCGUCGCCAUCGCGGACGCGGCGCGCCCCGGCGCGCGCGCGCACGUCGCGCACUGCCUGCGGUACAUGCUCCAGCUCGUGCGCUGCCGCGCGGACGCGACGCUCGAGGCGGACGAGCCCGGCGUGCGCGACGGGCGCUGGGCGCACGCGGCGAGCGGGGUGGGCGCGGUGCACGUGUGCCGGGACUGGAGGGCGUUGUGGGCAUGGGUGGAGGCGCAUCCCCCGGACGAGAUCGAGGGCGAAGUCGUGGAGGGCGCGGGGGGGAGGGAGACGUUUCAGGGAGAUUGA
Molecule: messenger RNA, 696 nt
Organism: Epithele typhae
Lineage: Eukaryota; Fungi; Basidiomycota; Agaricomycetes; Polyporales; Epitheliaceae
Exons: 2
Coding region: 1-696 (231 amino acids)
Biological process (GO): mycotoxin biosynthetic process
Source: RefSeq, a predicted model, not a curated record